Thermothielavioides terrestris NRRL 8126 is the source of this 1893-nucleotide messenger RNA. RefSeq lists its product as uncharacterized. The transcript has 4 exons. The coding region runs from base 251 to 1852 and encodes 533 amino acids. The record is from RefSeq and is a predicted model, not a curated record. NCBI's taxonomy places the organism in Eukaryota, Fungi, Ascomycota, Sordariomycetes, Sordariales, Chaetomiaceae. Gene Ontology annotation, cellular component: chaperonin-containing T-complex. Gene Ontology annotation, molecular function: ATP-dependent protein folding chaperone; ATP binding; ATP hydrolysis activity. Gene Ontology annotation, biological process: protein folding.
CAAAGCGGCUAGCAGUGCCGGGCAACCUGGCCCCGCCUGCAGCACGCCCGGGCCACACAGUCCAGGGGGGCGCCCGCAGUCGGGUUGCAGCGUCCGACUGAAAAAAAGCCGUCCCACCUUUGCAGUUCCGUAUUUGGAGGGGGAGCUGCCUGGAAGUCGACAGAACGGAACCACACAGCUUGGUUGUCCUGCACAAUAAGCGCCCUCCUCGCCGAUUUUCCCGACAAAACAAAUCCACAAGAGUCUGAAGAUGGCGACCGCGACACAGACCAGUGGAGGGGGUGGGAAUGCGGCGUUCAGGGACAAGGAGAAGCCGCUGGCUGUCCGGUCCGCGAACAUCGUCGCCGCCAGAGCCGUCGCCGACGCCAUCAGGACAUCGCUGGGCCCGCGGGGCAUGGACAAGAUGAUUCGCAGCGGCAAGGGCGAGACCACAAUCACCAACGACGGCAGCACAAUGCUCCAGAAAAUGUCCGUCAUGCACCCGACAGCCAAGAUGCUCGUCCAACUGUCCAACGCCCAAGACGUCGAAGCUGGUGACGGCACAACCUCGGUGGUGGUGAUCUGCGGCAGCCUGCUGGGUGCUGCCGACCGGUUACUGUCCAAGGGCAUCCACCCCUCCGUCAUCUCCGAGUCGUUCCAGAGGGCCGCCGCGGCCGCCGUCCAGGUCCUCCACGACAUGUCACAACCCAUCGCCCUCACAGAUACCGCCUCUCUCCUCCAGGCGGCAAACACAUCCCUCUCCUCCAAGAUCGUCUCACAGUACUCGAACCUCCUCGGCCCCAUGGCCGUGAACGCAGUCACCAAGACGAUCGACCUCAAGACGGCGGACAAUGUCGAUCUCAAAAACAUCCGCAUCAUCAAGAAGGUCGGCGGGACGAUAGAGGACAGCGAGCUGGUGGACGGCCUGGUCUUGACACAACCCGUAAUCAAGAGCGCAGGGGGGCCGGUACGGAUGGAAAAGGCCAAGAUCGGCCUGAUCCAGUUCCAGCUGAGCCCGCCCAAGCCUGACAUGGAAAACACCAUCUCGGUCAACGACUACCGGCAAAUGGACAAGAUUGUCAAGGAGGAGCGCAUGUACCUGCUGAACAUGGUCAAGAAGAUCAAGAAGGCCAAGUGCAACGUCCUCCUCAUCCAAAAGUCCAUCCUCCGCGACGCCGUCAACGACCUCUCGCUGCACUUCCUCCAGCGCCUUGGCAUCCUAGCCGUCAAGGACAUCGAGCGCGACGAAGUCGAGUUCAUCUGCAAGUCGACCGGGUGCAAGCCCAUCGCCGACAUCGACAGCUUCACCGAGGACAAGCUGGGCUCGGCCGACCUCGUCGAGGAGGUCCAGAGCUCCGGCAGCCGCAUGGUCAAGGUGACCGGGACCAAGUCGGCCGGCAAGACCGUCUCGGUGGUCGUGCGCGGCGCCAACAGCCUGAUCCUGGACGAGGCCGAGCGCUCGCUGCACGACGCGCUCUGCGUGGUGCGCUGCCUGGUCAAGAAGAAGGCGCUCAUCGCGGGCGGCGGCGCGCCCGAGAUCGAGAUUGCCUCGCAGCUGGGCAAGCAGGCCCGCGCGCUGACCGGCACCGAGGCCAUCUGCUGGAAGGCCUUCGCCGACGCCAUGGAGGUCAUCCCGACCACGCUGGCCGAGAACGCCGGGCUCAACAGCAUCAAGGUCGUCACCGACCUGCGCCACCGCCACGAGCUGGGCGAGAAGAACGCCGGCGUCAGCAUCAAGAGCGGCGGCGUCAACUCCAACAUCGCCAAGGAGAACGUCCUGCAGCCGCUGCUCGUCAGCACGAGCGCCAUCGAGCUCGCCGCCGAGACGGUCAAGAUGAUCCUGCGCAUCGAUGAUAUUGCGCUGAGCAGGUAAAAAGAGGGACCCGAAGGGGAAGAGGGAUGGGCGGAGGGGAG